AAAAUCAUCCCCCCAUCUCCGGGUAUUGAUUUCCCCGCACGCGAAUCCCAGCGCAGCGCGCCGAGCCCGGGCACCGGCGGCUCCGUCGCCCGCUCCCGCCGGGACCGGGACCGGGACCCGCAGCGGGAACCGGCGCCCCAUGGAAGGGCAGCGGCUGCGGCCGGAGCGGCUGAAGUUUGCCCGGAGCGAGGGAUGAGCGAUGGAGGGGCCGAGCCCGGCGGGAGCCCCGUGCUGCUGGCCGAGCCCGCGGCCACCGGGCGGGCCCGGGAGAAGGCGCCGACCCGGGCGGAGCUGGAGAGCGCCCUGCGCGGCGGCGGCGGCGGAGGCGGCGGCGGCGGCUUCAAGGACAUCCCCGGAACGUCGGCGGUCAGCCCCGGCUCCUCCAAGGAGUGCGCCCCGGACACCGAGAGCCCGUCGGGGACCGGCGAGGCGGAUUACUGCCGCCGCAUCCUGGUGCGAGAUGCCAAAGGGACGAUCCGGGAGAUCGUGCUGCCCAAGGGGCUGGACCUGGACCGGCCCAAGCGGACCCGCACGUCCUUCACGGCGGAGCAGCUCUACCGCCUGGAGCUGGAGUUCCAGCGCUGCCAGUACGUGGUGGGCAGGGAGAGGACGGAGUUAGCGCGGCAGCUCAACCUCUCCGAGACCCAGGUCAAGGUCUGGUUCCAGAACCGCCGCACGAAGCAGAAGAAGGACCAGAGCAGGGACUCUGAGAAACGCUCCUCCACCACCUCCGAGUCCUUCGCCACCUGCAACAUCCUCCGGCUGCUGGAGCAGGGCCGGCUGCUGUCGGUGCCGGCCCCCCCCAGCCUCCUGUCGCCCGCCUCCAACCCCCUCGCCAGCCCCGCGGGCAACGGCUCCGGCCUGGCCACGCCGGGCCCCGCGUCCCCCGGGCUGGGCGGCGGGAGCAGCCCCCCGGCACCGGCAGCCUUCAGCCUGCAGGUCCCGUCUCUCGCCUCCUCGUCCUCCUCCUCGUCCUCCUCGCCGCGGCUGCCGGGGGGGCCGCUGUGCUUCGGGGGGCCGCUGCUGGGCAGCCUGCACGACCUGCCGGGCGCGUACGGACUGGGCACCUCCGCCUUCGAGCCUUACACGCGGCUGGAGAGGAAAGACAAUUCUAUACCCAGCAAGAAGCCGAGCCCUUAAAUCAAAACGAGUGUCAAAAGGUGUCGUGUCCCCCCCAUCCUCCGCCGUCCCCC
Molecule: messenger RNA, 1193 nt
Organism: Corapipo altera (White-ruffed manakin)
Lineage: Eukaryota; Metazoa; Chordata; Aves; Passeriformes; Pipridae
Gene: VAX2
Product: ventral anterior homeobox 2
Exons: 4
Coding region: 193-1140 (315 amino acids)
Biological process (GO): neuron differentiation; regulation of DNA-templated transcription; central nervous system development
Molecular function (GO): DNA binding; DNA-binding transcription factor activity, RNA polymerase II-specific
Source: RefSeq, a predicted model, not a curated record